Conger conger (European conger) is the source of this 2858-nucleotide messenger RNA. It is a transcript of the gene eda2r, whose product is annotated as ectodysplasin A2 receptor. Gene Ontology annotation, biological process: positive regulation of JNK cascade; positive regulation of canonical NF-kappaB signal transduction. Gene Ontology annotation, cellular component: plasma membrane. The record is from RefSeq and is a predicted model, not a curated record. Lineage: Eukaryota; Metazoa; Chordata; Actinopteri; Anguilliformes; Congridae. The transcript is spliced from 10 exons. Bases 287 to 1882 code for a protein of 531 amino acids. Gene Ontology annotation, molecular function: signaling receptor activity; protein binding.
AGGUGGUGCUUUAGUAAAGCAAAUAAGCACAUGCCAAUCUUUUAUCAUUAUUUCAAUAUACAUUGGUAACGACAGGGACUCACAGUGUUCUGUCAGAGUAAGGUACUUCCAGCCAAUCCGUAACUUCAGUUUUCAGGCAAGGAGGAUUUGCGGAGGGCAUCUUGCUCAGCAUCCCACCCGGGAACCACGACUCCGAAGCAGAUCUAUCCCUCGGGAGCAGACCGCCUGGUCUUUGGUAAUCAAACGGCUCAACAACAAAUUGAUUAUUUGUCUCCAUACAGUAUGGAUGGACACCGUGUCUUGGGGGUCCAUAUGCUCAGCUCUGGAUUCAUCAGACACAAGACUGGCAGGAGCCCAACAGAAGUCAGCCAUGUUCACAUGCAUCGAGAUCAGGCUCUUAAUUAUUGCCAUGGAUUGCUCAGAGAACCAGUAUUACUACAAAGGCGAGUGCCACCAAUGUCAGCAAUGUGGACCUGGGCAGGAAUUGUCUGAGGAGUGUGGAUACGGAAGUGGAAGGGAUGCCUACUGCACCUCAUGCAAUGCAAAGUCAUUUAAAGAGGACUGGGGUCAUCACAGCUGCAGGCUCUGCCAAUCCUGCAAAAGGGUUAACAGGCAUGAGAAGUUUCCCUGUACCACCAAGAGCAAUGCAGCCUGUGGAGAGUGUUUACCAGGGUUUUACAGCAAGACUAGGAUAGAUGGUUUGCAUGAUUUCGAAUGCAUGCCCUGCGGACCAUCAUCAGCCAGUGAGCACCAAUGCAUCCGAAGCAGAGGAGAGGGAGUGCCGAAAGUCUGGAGCACAAAAGCUCCACCGCAGGGGAGCGCUUCAGCCGGCAUCACCGGUGCCGCUCUGGUCGCUGCGGCGCUUGUCAUUUCUGUCUUCUUGUUCGUAUACUACAGACGUGCUUCACUGAGAAAAAUAUUUGAAGCAUGUGCUGGGUCAAGAAAAUCCAUCCCCAGUGAAUGUGAUGCAGUUACAGCUGGGACUGGGGAAACUGUGAUCCUCAACCUGGAGAAGGAAGUACAGGUCGCAAGUCCUAGUGAAGGCUUGAGUGCUGUGGAUUCGCCCACCAGCCUCAAGACCUUUCUCAAGGCUAAUACCUUUCUGGGAUCCAUGGCGACAACCUCUGACCUCCAACUCUGCUACCUCAGUAGCUUAUCUGAGACCCAGCCUCUGAUGAGAUGUUCCACCUGUUCCAACUGCUUCUUGGGGUGCGUCUCCCAGAGGUCAUCCAGCUCUGCAAACAGUGGAGAAUACCUUGUGGGGCCAUCUCCAAUCCCAUUUGACGAGGCCAACAUUUACUGUGCCUCUGACCAGAAAGAGAGGCAUCUGCAUACGCCGGUCGAGUGCACAGAGCUAGACUUUCACAGCUCUUUAUUUCUUGAUGGCAAAGCUGCUGUUGAGAUUAAAGCGUCAACGGAGGUGUCUGAAGACUCCAACCAGAUUUUGUCAGUGGAGCAACUGAACAGUCCAUCUGACUGCUCCACCAACAGCUGCUUGAAUGGCUAUAAACAAUUCUGCAGCAGCAGAUGCAGCAAUACGUUUUCCAGUGUCCAGAGUCUGGUGAAGAAGAGUUGUAGGAUAAUGCAAGGCAUUCAUCUUGGAAGGCUGCCUCAGGUUCUCGUUGAGUCUCUGGCCUUGAAACUGAACCCGGCAUUUCCUGGAGUUAGGAACUACCAGCAGGUAGCACUGGAGUUGGGUGUCCCUCUGGAGGUGCUGCAGAACCUGCAAGGGUUUGAGCAUGUCUUCCAGUACCUCUCCUCCUGCACCCUGCACACGGUGCCUGACCUUCUCAACACCUUCCACCACCUGCAGAGGUUGGAUGCGGUGCUUCUGCUCUGUGAAUAUGCCACCAAGAGCCAGCCCACAGCUUGCCCACACUAACUGCCAACAGUGGCAAUGUAAACCUCCUGCCUACAAAAGUGGUGUUUGUAACUGAUUAGAUAUAAAGGAAGGCAAACUUGAAGCUACGGCAUUCAACUUGAGAAUUUCAGGGACAACAGAUACUGUAUGUAUUUUUACUGUCAUUUCUCAUUCCAUUCUUCGAGUUAAAACUAUUUUUGUACUUGUUUUAUAUGAUCCUAGUAUGGAUAUAAGUACUUGUUUUAUAUGAUCCUAGUAUGGAUAUAAAGUGGAAAAUAAUGGUGGAAAAAGGAGUAUGUUCUUACUUGACAGUAUGUGCGAUGUUAACAAUAAGUAAAUAUUGUUUAUCUUGUACACACAGGUGUUUCAUAACACUCUUUCACAUUUCUCUGAACUCUCUUCUUAAUUUGGCAAUAAUUAAUAUGUUUGUUAGUGGAAUUAUUUUGUUAGGCUACUGUGAACUCUAACAUUAGGUUUAUUUUGUAUUUUAACUAACAGUGGCAAUGUUUUUGAUAAUGGGAAAGUCUUUGGAACAUUUACACUGCCCUCUAUAAUGCUUGGGACAAAGCCCUAUAAUUUAUUUGACAUGUUAUUUUUUGUUACAAAUCUCAAAUUUUGGAGUACAGAGGCAAUUAAAUGAUGGGUCUUUGUCCAAAACAUUACAGAGGGUACUGUAUGCUGCCAUCUACAUUGAGGGCUCUUUUCUGAGGAUAUAAAGACCAAAACGUGUGAAGCAGCCUUUCAGUUGUGCAUCACGUCACCUGCCAUGGCAUCACAAUUGUGGUCCAUUCUGGUCUUGUUAACCAGUGAAAUUCUGUUGUAGAAUUCUUUUGAGACAAGAAUGAAGAAGCUAUGCAGGUCGGGAAUAAUUGCCGGUGAAUGUGGUAAUUAAUUAGAAAUGGUCUGAUUGUAUUUUAUGGAUUUUGUUUUGAGAAUCCAAGUUCUGUAUCCUCAAAAAUGUAUUUUUCUGUCAAUAAAUGAUAAUGUUCUCAAAGAA